UUGGAAGAGGUUUCACCGGAGAAACAGGAUCCCUUACUAUUUACGAAAACGUCUCAAAAUCUCGCCAUUCUCAUCGCGUCCGAUAACAAACAACAUCGAAGUCGUUCUGUUAUUUAAAAAAAUAUUUAAGGACUGUUGAGACUUACUGAUUACAGAACUACAAAUCAAAGAGAACUACAAUAAACGUGUUUAACUGCACUUCCGGUUCCCCGUCUACUGCGAAGAUGGCGGCGUCCACCAAGUCCCACGCGAGCCGAGCUCGUGUGAUUCCUGGAGGCUUUACAGUUUUGUCCCUGAAAUUCCAGUUGAGCAGCGUCGCGCACCACCAGCUAUGCGUGAAAGAACACAGAGUGCGUGCGGAAAAGAAUGUCCACAGACCGCUGGACAGAACGCUUUUUGUCCUCAACAUUCCGCCGUACUGUGCACAGAGCACGGUGAAGGAGCUCUUCUCUCAGUUCGGGCCAGUUGAGUCUGUGGAGCUGAGUGAGAAACCAGGAUCCAUUAAUCCUGAGAAUGCUAAUGCUAACCUGGCCCAGUUCUUCACACCUGCAGAGAAACGGUGUUUUAAGGUGGGCUACGUCGUGUUUAAGAACACCUCCAGCAUAUCAGCAGCUUUGGUUCAUCCUUACGAGUCCCACCUCAUCGUCUCCACUCAGGAAAGACCAGUCCCAACUGGGAUGCAAAAGUGGAUCCAUGAUUACACACAGUCAUUUGUUAAGCCAGAUAUUCUGCAAAAGGCAGUGGAUGACUUCAUGAACCAGUACGACAAGAGGAAAGAGGAGGAAGCACAGCGUCUGAAGAAGGAGGCGGAGCAACAGCAGGAAGAUGAGGAGGGCUGGAUUAAAGUGACCAAGGGUGGCCGAGGGGCUAAGACCUGCCCACACACUGAGGCAGCCAAUGAGAGGGCUCUUCAGAAAGAAAACAAGAAGAAGAAACGCAAAGAGUUGCUGAACUUUUACUCAUGGCAGCACCGCAACACACAGCGAGAACAUAUCGCAGAACUAAGGAAGAAGUUUGAGGAUGAUAAACAGCGCAUUGCUCUGCUCAGGUCACAGAGGAAAUUCAGACCCUACUGAACUACAUUACCCACAACACCCCUUGUCCCAGAACUGUUUCUUUCUGCUCCCAAUCUGCACAUCUGAUUGUUGUAUUUUUGUUUUAAAUAAAUAUAUUAAACAUCUGUCA
Molecule: messenger RNA, 1185 nt
Organism: Electrophorus electricus (electric eel)
Lineage: Eukaryota; Metazoa; Chordata; Actinopteri; Gymnotiformes; Gymnotidae
Gene: rrp7a
Product: ribosomal RNA processing 7 homolog A
Biological process (GO): ribosomal small subunit assembly; rRNA processing
Cellular component (GO): CURI complex; UTP-C complex
Molecular function (GO): RNA binding
Source: RefSeq, a predicted model, not a curated record